Molecule: messenger RNA, 1719 nt
Organism: Saccharomyces paradoxus
Lineage: Eukaryota; Fungi; Ascomycota; Saccharomycetes; Saccharomycetales; Saccharomycetaceae
Gene: ASN1
Product: asparagine synthase (glutamine-hydrolyzing) 1
Exons: 1
Coding region: 1-1719 (572 amino acids)
Cellular component (GO): cytosol
Molecular function (GO): asparagine synthase (glutamine-hydrolyzing) activity
Source: RefSeq, a predicted model, not a curated record
AUGUGUGGUAUUUUCGCCGCUUUCAAGCACGAAGAUGUGCAUAGGUAUAAGCCAAAGGCUCUACAAUUAUCAAAAAGAAUCAGACACCGUGGUCCAGAUUGGUCCGGUAAUGCCAUCAAAAACUCCACUAUAUUCGUUCAUGAAAGACUAGCCAUUGUUGGUGUGGAAUCCGGCGCUCAACCGAUCACUUCCUCAGACGGAGACUACAUGUUAUGUGUUAACGGUGAAAUAUACAAUCACAUUCAGUUAAGAGAAGAAUGCGCAGAUUAUCAGUUCGAAACACUAAGUGACUGUGAGCCUAUCAUUCCAGUGUACCUAAAGCACGAUAUCGAUGCUCCUAAGUACUUGGAUGGUAUGUUUGCUUGGACUCUCUACGAUGCUAAACAAGACCGUAUUGUGGCAGCCAGAGACCCAAUUGGUAUUACGACACUAUAUAUGGGACGCUCAUCUGCUUCUCCAAAGACCGUUUAUUUUGCAUCUGAACUGAAAUGUUUAACUGACGACUGUGACACUAUCACUGCAUUCCCACCGGGUCACGUUUAUGAUUCUAAGACCGACAAGAUCACUCGUUACUUCACACCAGAUUGGCUGGACGAAAAACGUAUUCCUUCCACUCCAAUAGAUUACAUGGCCAUCAGACACUCUUUAGAAAAAGCCGUUAGAAAGAGAUUAAUGGCCGAAGUUCCAUACGGUGUUUUAUUGUCAGGUGGGUUGGAUUCCUCAUUAAUCGCUUCCAUUGCCGCCCGUGAAACCGUAAAGGCUACUAACGAUGUUGAACCAUCAACUUACGACAGCAAAGCAAGACAUCUAGCAGGUGUCGACGAUGACGGUAAGCUACACACCGCUGGUUGGACAAGUCUUCAUUCCUUUGCCAUCGGUUUACCAAAUGCUCCAGAUUUGCAAGCCGCAAGAAAGGUCGCCAAAUUCAUUGGUUCUAUCCAUCAUGAGCAUACCUUUACAUUGCAAGAAGGUUUAGACGCUUUGGACGAUGUUAUCUACCAUUUGGAAACGUAUGACGUUACUACCAUCAGAGCUUCCACACCAAUGUUCUUGUUAUCCCGGAAGAUUAAAGCCCAAGGUGUCAAGAUGGUUCUUUCCGGAGAAGGUUCAGAUGAAAUCUUCGGUGGUUAUCUAUAUUUCGCACAAGCUCCUUCUGCAGCAGAAUUCCAUACCGAAUCCGUGCAACGUGUCAAGAACUUACACUUGGCCGAUUGUUUGAGAGCUAACAAAUCUACCAUGGCUUGGGGUCUAGAGGCUCGUGUUCCAUUCUUAGACAGGGAAUUCUUGCAAUUGUGUAUGAACAUCGAUCCAAAUGAAAAGAUGAUCAAACCAAAGGAAGGCCGUAUCGAAAAAUACAUUCUAAGGAAGGCAUUCGACACCACAGGAGAACCAGAUGCUAAGCCAUAUUUACCAGAAGAGAUCUUAUGGAGACAAAAGGAGCAGUUUUCCGACGGUGUUGGUUACUCGUGGAUUGAUGGACUAAAAGAUACUGCCGAAGCAGUUAUUUCUGAUGAAAUGUUUGCCAGUCCAAAGGCCGAAUGGGGUAGUGAUAUCCCAACCACAAAAGAAGCUUUCUGGUACAGACUGAAAUUCGAUGCUUUGUUCCCUCAAAAGACUGUUGCUGACACCGUUAUGAGAUGGAUUCCAAAGGCUGACUGGGGUUGUGCCGAAGAUCCUUCCGGUAGAUAUGCCCAAAUUCAUGAUAAACACAUCGAGUAA